GGGAGGGGGAGGGGGCAUGUCAGCGACACGGCGUGGCGCCGACGGUCUAAGGGGCCGGGUGGAAUCAGCGGCAAUACACCAGCCAGCGGCACCUUGCGCAUGAGCUCCCGGACUGCCGACUCAGCAUCGUCCGUCUGGAAGUCGGAUCCGCUCAUGGUCGUCGUGUGGUUCAACUAUUACAUGACUGGCUGCGGAGCUGCCAUCCGGAACAUGAGUUGGGAAGAACCAUACCACCAUCAGUCAAACAAUCACACUGCUCCGCCGUCACACUGCCACACCCGCCGGUGGAUGGUAUCGUGGUACAGCCACAUGGUUGUAAGGGAAUAAGGGGGGACUUCCU
This is a messenger RNA of Colletotrichum navitas, 340 nucleotides long. RefSeq lists its product as uncharacterized. The record is from RefSeq and is a predicted model, not a curated record. The transcript has a single exon. NCBI's taxonomy places the organism in Eukaryota, Fungi, Ascomycota, Sordariomycetes, Glomerellales, Glomerellaceae. The coding region runs from base 100 to 327 and encodes 75 amino acids.